Molecule: messenger RNA, 4322 nt
Organism: Rhineura floridana
Lineage: Eukaryota; Metazoa; Chordata; Lepidosauria; Squamata; Rhineuridae
Product: oocyte zinc finger protein XlCOF6-like
Exons: 5
Coding region: 67-2145 (692 amino acids)
Biological process (GO): central nervous system development; regulation of transcription by RNA polymerase II
Cellular component (GO): nucleus
Molecular function (GO): RNA polymerase II cis-regulatory region sequence-specific DNA binding; DNA-binding transcription factor activity, RNA polymerase II-specific
Source: RefSeq, a predicted model, not a curated record
CUGAAGCGACAUUGGAAAGACACAGAGAGACACUUGCUCUCUGUGCUCCAUCCCAAAGGCAGCGCAAUGGCCUCAGAGGCACCGUCUGGAUUGUCUCUUCCUUGGAGAAGAGUGGGAAGAGGUGCAGGGCGGCCACCUCAGGCUCCCUUGACCUUUGAGGAGGUGGCUGUGUAUUUCUCCGAGGAGGAGUGGGCUCUGCUGGAUCCUGAGCAGAGAGCUCUGCAUAGGGAAGUCAUGGAGGAGAAUUACCAGACGGUGGCCUCUCUAGGAUCGUACCUCUACUCUUGUUGGGAAGGAGGAGAAGAUCCAGUGAUCCAGGAACCCAAAGAAGAGGAGACUCCGGCAGCAGAUGAUGGGCAGAAAAAUAAGAAUUACACAGAACCACAGAUGAUGUCAUUGGUAACAGGAAAGUGUGAAGCACAAAAAGAGGUGUUUGGAAAUCAAGGGGAACCAAGAAAGUCUGGAACAAACGAAUCAAAGAAUGGGAGGAAGAAAUCCUCUACUUCUCAGCUUUUGCAUGAAAGAACCCACACAGGAGGGAAACCAUUUAAAUGCAUGGAAUGUGGAAAGAGCUUCAGUGUGAGCAGUAACCUUAUUAGACAUCAGAGAACCCACACAGGAGAGAAACCAUUUGAAUGUAUGGAGUGCGGAAAAAGCUUUAGUGUGAGUAGUCACCUUACUGUACAUCAACGAACCCACACAGGGGAGAAACCAUUUAAGUGCAUGGAAUGUGGAAAGAGCUUCAGCUGCAGCAGUAGUCGUUUUAAACAUCACAGAAGGCACACAGGAGAGAAACCAUUUAAAUGCAUGGUGUGUGGAAAGAGCUUCAGCCAGAGCAGUACACUUACUGUACAUCAACAAACACACACAGGGGAGAAACCAUUUAAAUACAUGGAGUGUGGCAAGUGCUACAGUUCAAGUAGUGAGCUUACUGUACAUAAGAGAACCCACACAGGGGAGAAACCAUUUAAAUGCAUGGAGUGUGGAAAGAGCUUCAGCCAGAGAGGUAACCUUACUUUGCAUCAAAGAACCCACACAAUGGAGAAACCAUUUAAUUGUGUGGAGUGUGGAAAAAGCUUCAGUAUGAGACAUACACUUAAUAUACAUCAAAGAACCCACACAGGGGAAAAACCAUUUAAAUGCAUGGUGUGUGGAAAGAGCUUCAGUGUGAGUAGUAAACUUACACAACAUCACAGAAGGCACACAGGGGAGAAACCAUUUGAAUGCAUGGUGUGUGGAAAAAGCUUCAGCCAGAGCAGUACACUUACUUUACAUCAACAAACACACACAGGGGAGAAACCAUUUAAAUGCAUGGAGUGUGGCAAGCGCUACAGUUCAAGUACUGAGCUUACUGUACAUAAGAGAACCCACACAGGGGAGAAACCAUUUAAAUGCGUGGAAUGUGGAAAGAGCUUCAGGCAGAGAGGUCACCUUACUUUGCAUCAAAGAACCCACACAGGGGAGAAACCAUUUAAUUGCAUGGAGUGUGGCAAGCGCUUCAGUUCAAGUAGUGAGCUUACUGUACAUCAAAGAAUCCACACAGGUGAGAAACCAUUUAAAUGCAUAGAAUGUGGAAAGAGCUUCACCCAGAGAGGUCAACUUACUGUACAUCGAAGAACCCACACAGGGGAGAAACCAUUUCAAUGCAUGGAGUGUGGAAAGAGAUUCAGCAAGAGAGAUCAACUUACUGUACAUCGAAGAACCCACACAGGGGAGAAACCAUUUAAAUGCAUGGAGUGUGGAAAGAGUUUCAAGGGGAGCAGUUCACUUACUUCACAUCACAGAACCCACACAGGGGAGAAACCCUUUAAAUGCAUGAAGUGUGGAAAGAGCUUCAGCCACAGCAGUACACUUACUAAACAUCAAAGAACCCACACAGGGGAGAAGCCAUGUAAAUGCAUUGAGUGUGGAAAGAGCUUCAGGCAGAGCAGUUCACUUAUUGUACAUAAAAGAACCCACACAGGGGAGAAACCCUUUAAAUGCAUGGAGUGUGGAAAGAGCUUCAGCCACAGCAGUACACUUAAUAAACAUCAAAGAACCCACACAGGGGAGAAACCAUUUAAAUGCAUGGAAUGUGGAAAGAGCUUCACUGUGAGCGGUAACCUUACUGAACAUCAGAGAAGGCACACGGGAGAAACCAUUUAAAUGCAUGGUGUGUAGAAAGAGCUUCAGCUAGAGGAGUACACUUAUUGUACAUGAACGAACCCACACAGGGAAGAAACCAUUUAAAUGCAUGGAAUGUGGAAAGCGCUUCAGUGUGAGCAGUAAACUCACUGUACAUCAAAGAAACCAUAUGGGAGAAACCAUUUAAAUGGAUCGAGUGUUGAAAGAGCUUCAGUUCAAGUAGUGAGCUUACUGUAUAUCAAAGAACACACACGGGAGAAACCGUUUAAGUGCAUGAAAUAUGGAAAGAUCUUCAUUAUGAGCAGUAGCCUUACUGUACAUCAGAGAAAGCACACAGGAGAGAUACCAUUUCAAUGCACCGAAUGUGGAAAGUGCUUCAGAGAUAGGGCAACAUUUACUACACAUCAGCAAGCAAACAUGGGGAAAACCAUUUAAAUGCAUGGAGUGUGGAAAGAGCUUCAGACUGAGCAGUUCACUGACUGUACAUCAAAGAACCCACACAUGGAAAACCCAUUGAAAUGCUUGGUGUGUGGAUAGAGCUUCAGGAAGAGCAGUUCACUUACUUCACAUCAAAGAACCCACACAGGAGAAACGAUUUAAAUGCACAGCUUGUGGGAAAAGCUUCAUUGUAAGCAGUAAGGUUACUGAACAUGAACAAAUAAACACGGGGGGAAGCUAUUUAAAUGCAUGGUAAGUAUCAUGAACUGAUACCGGUUCAGUCCCAGGACUCAGUUUGCAAACCCAAGGCAAUUGAUCCUGGCAAGACACAAACAUCAAGAGUGAGAUGAGGCAGACUAUGAUUAGGGCACCUUUUCUAGCCCCCUCCCCAUACGGGGUGAGCAGAGUGGAUACUGAAUAGGACUGCUCAGUCAUGGCUAUAGCUGCCGAACUACUCAGCUGCCUCGGUCCUUGAGCCAGGACGACUGAGUCUGUAUCCACCACCCAUGUGCGGGUCCAUGACUAGGGGCUUCCGGAUUUCACAUGAAAGAACCCACGCAGGGGAGAAACCAUUUAAAUGUAUGGAGUGUAGAGAGAGCUUUAGAGUAAAUUAUGAGCUUAGUGUACAUCAAUGAACAUCCACAGGAGAGAAAACAUUUAAGUGCAUGGAGUGUGGAAGGAGCUUUAGACAGAGCAGUUCACUUAUUGAACAUCAUAGAACCCACAUGGGACAAACCAUUUAACUGCAUGUAGUGUGAAAAGAGCUUCAGUGUAAGUAGUGAUCUUACUGUAAACCAGUGAACAAACACGGGAGAAACCAUUUAAGUGCAUGGAAUGUAGAGAGAGCUUCAGUUGCAGCAGCAACUUUACUAAGCGUAAAGGAACCCACACAUGGGAGAAAUCUUUCAGAUGUACGGAGUGUGGAAAGAGCUUCAGUGUAUUAGUGAGCUUACCAUCCAUCAACGAACACACAUGAAAGAAACCAUUGUAAUGCAUUGCUUAUGGAAAGAGCUUCUGUCAGAAUGGUUACCUUACUGUACAUGACAGAACAUGCACAUGUGAGAGAGACCAUUUAAAUUCUGUAAUGUGAGAGCCAGUGUGGUGUAGUGGUUAAGGUGUUGGACUACGACCUGGGAGACCAGGGUUUGAAUCCCCACAUAGCCAUGAAGCUCACUGGGUGACCUUGGGCCAGUCGUUGCCUCACAGCCUCAGAGGAAGGCAAUGAUAAACCCCCUCUGAAUACUGCUUACCAUGAAAACCCUAUUCAUAGGGUCUCCAUAAGUCGGAAUCGACUUGAAGGCAGUACAUUUACAUUUAAUGUGGAAAGAGUUUCAGCCAAUCAGUGUAAGUCCCCCUCCCCUCAUUCCAGACUACGACAUCCUGAAAUUCCCCUUUGGGGGGAUAUAUGCCGGCUUAAUUUACCAGCCAGCUGAACUCUGGCCGAGCUGCGUUGGGCCGGCUGAGUUGUGGCUGAGCCAGGAUGAUGGCCUUAUAGCAGCAUAGCCUGGCUGACCUGGGACCCAUCUAGCUCAGCUGGAUAUCUGCCAUAUCCUAACUCCCCUCAGCCCGGCAUAAAUACCUAUACAUUUUGCCCUUAGUGUAAGCAGUAGCCUUACUAGAAACCACAGAAUUCCGUUCAAAUGCAUGGUAUGUGGAAAGAACUUCAGUGUUAGCCUUACUUUAAAUCAACUAGAGGACUGAAGGAAUUCAGGUGAGCUAGUGCUGAAUUUAGCAACGUUACGUUUGUAGUUAAUUUUAAU